Messenger RNA from Corticium candelabrum, 4702 nucleotides. RefSeq names its product filamin-C-like. Gene Ontology annotation, molecular function: actin filament binding. Gene Ontology annotation, biological process: actin cytoskeleton organization. The coding region runs from base 73 to 4572 and encodes 1499 amino acids. The transcript has 2 exons. The record is from RefSeq and is a predicted model, not a curated record. NCBI's taxonomy places the organism in Eukaryota, Metazoa, Porifera, Homoscleromorpha, Homosclerophorida, Plakinidae.
CUUAGAUCGGCUUCCAUCUCCGAAGCUUUCUAAAAGAACAAGACUUUUUCUACGGCUGAAGUGUCCGUCAGCAUGACUCAACAAAUUAACCCUGACUGGAUUCAUAUUCAAACCAAGACGUUCACGAACUGGUUCAACGACCGUUUACGUGGAAAUUUACGGUUGGACGCUACCACAACGGGGAAAAUUACUGACUUGAGUACAGACCUGCAGGAUGGCUUACUGCUCAUUCAAUUGUGCAAUGUCCUUGCAAGACCGAAGAAGAUCACAAGAUACAACAAAAGACCGAUCUUAAAACCGCAGAAAAUGGAAAAUAUCACAACAGCGCUGAAGUUCCUGGUAGACGACGGAACCAAGUUCGUCAAUAUCGGCACGCAAGACAUCUUCUACGGCAAUUUGAAGCUUAUUCUCGGUCUUAUCAGGAGUCUCAUCGACAAGUAUCAGGUGCGCUUAAAAAAUCGCAAACUUUCCCCUAAGAAAGUGAUGUUAGGCUGGGUGAACGCUCUAAUGCCCGAAAUGGGCGUUGCCAACUUCACUACCCACUGGAAUUCUGGGAUCGCUCUGUCAGCUCUUAUUGAACACAUUGAACCAGGCCUCUGUCCAAAUUACGCGUCCCUGAAUCCCAACGAAAGUGAGGAGAACUGCGAGAAAGCUAUGACUUUAGCGGAGAAACAUUUCAAUAUCCCCAAGGUUUUGGAUUCGACUGAUCUUGCGAAUCCAAUGGUUGACGAUGUCAGCGUGAUGACAUACGUUUCCUAUUUCUGCGAGCCAUAUUCUAACCGUUUGCUCGCUUGGGUUCAGAGGAAAAUACCGCAAUACAAAGUCAGUAAUUUCACAACAGAUUGGAACAACGGAAUUGCACUGUCGGCGCUGGUAGACGCCGUACGACCAGGUCUGAUCUCUAACCACGCAGAUUUACCGAAAGCAAAGUCGUUGCAGAACGCCGAACAGGCGAUGAAAAUAGCAGAAGAAAGGCUGGGAGUUCGCUGUCUGUUGACUGCUAGAGAAAUGACAGAUCCUGAAGUUGAUCAGCUGGUCGUUAUGUCUUACAUCACGCAGUUCCAGACAGCUACAUUGCAAGCGAUCGCUAGCCAAUGCCGUGCUACUAACAUUCCAGACACAGUACCUAUCGGUACAACCAUAGACUUCGAUGUCGAUGCAACACAGUCAGGAGAAGGGCUGGUAGACGUUGUAGUCAAGAAACCGAACGGAGAUCCGUGUAAAGUCAACGUUUGCACUUCGUCUGCCAGUGUCUACGACGUGACAUUUACACCAAUCGAAGUAGGACAGUUUGAGGUGACUGUCAGUUUGAACAAUGAACCAAUCACAGGAAUGCCUCGUAAGGUCUCUGUCUAUGACUCCACCAAAUGCGCGUUUCUUAAGCCCUUACCCAAGUCUAUUGCAGUCGAUGAACCUUUCGCAUUCUCGGUAGACACGUCACGUGCUGGUGAGGGUACGCUUGACGUCAACGUGAUGGUAAAAGAGACGGGACUUGCGUUGCCAGUCGACAGAACUCAUAAUGAAGAUGCAGUCACUGUUUUCUCUAUUACACCUUUUGCUGUUGGUCGCUUGGUGUUCGACGUGAAGUUUGCUACCACCAAGAUACCAGGCAGCCCUUUUUCUGUCGCUGUUUGUGACCGCUCCAAAGUAGCAAUAUUGGGUACUUCCCUACUUUCUGGUAAAGCCAAAGCCGGCCAACCUGUAGACUUUACCAUACAGACAAAAGACGCAGGAAACACUCCAAUCGAAGUAGAAGCAAAAGGACCAACCGCUGCAUAUGCAGUCACCGUGUCAAAGAAUCCCGAAGACGCAACGACAUACACAGCGAGUUUCGUACCUUGGCAAAUCGGUAGUCACACAGUGAAAGUUUUGUUUGGCCGUGAAUUAGUAGGAGACAGUCCUUACACAGUCGAUGUCUACGACCUUUCCAAAGUAGCUGUUUACGGUCCAAGAUUUCUGUCAGGCCAAGGUAAGCUGAACGAACCCGUCGAUUUCACUGUUCACACGAAGGAUGCAGGAGCAGUGGAACCAAACAUAGAAGUGAGAGGACCUUCUGCAAUGUGUGAGGUUGAUAUGUCACGGAAAGAAGAUGACUUCACAGUAUUUGCUGUUCGGUUUGUUCCAUGGCAAGUGGGCAGUCACCAAGUUGAUGUCUGUACGUUGGGAGAGUCUGUGAGUGGCAGCCCGUUUGCAUUCAGUGUGACAGACACGCAAUGUCUUGUGACUGGUAUGCCGUCUAAAGCAACAAUUGGAGUACCACUUUCAUUUGAGAUAGACGUCAGUGGAUGUGGAGACGCCAAGGUACGAGCGACCAUUGAGGGAAGCAGCGGUACCGUCUCUGCUAUUGAUCUUACCGAACGCCAAGGGAGCGAAGGAGUGUACGAUGCAACGUUGGUGCCGACAGAAGUGGGUUCAGCCUCCAUCCAAGUGACUCUAAAUAAGGAACCCGUGGAGACCGGACCGUGGACGAUUGAAAUUAUUAACCCCAGUUCAUGUGUCUUUACAGAGAGACCGUUGGAUGAAAUCCAAAAAGGUCUGCCUGCCAGGCUGACAGUUGAUAUCACAAAAGCCGGGCCUGGAUCUCUUGAAGUGCGUGUGAUAUCAGUAUUGUUGCAGACAGAUCAUCUUGUCGAAGUACACGAAGAGGAGAGUGGCAAGGUCACGGCAACGUUUACGCCAACCGAUGUCGGUCAGUUGCGUGUCGAAGCAAAAUGGGAAGGACAAGACAUUCCUUCUAGUCCAUUUUGUGUUUCAGUCUGCGAUGCUACCCAGGUGAGUGCCUACGGUCCCGGACUGGCUACUGGGAAAGGCACAAUAGGAGAGCCUGUACAGUUUAGUAUUCAAACCAAUGAAGCAGGUACAGGCAAACUGAAAGUAACUGCUCGAGGUCCCACUGCGUUGUACGCUGUGACUGUGACCAAACAGGAUGGUCUGCAUACAGCAAAUUUUGUUCCUUGGGAGGCAGGUGAACACAUUAUUGCAGUGACCUUUGCAGGUACCGAAGUUCCAAACAGUCCGUACAAACUGGACAUCAAACAAAAGGCAAUCGACGAUUCUACAAUUGAAGCAUCGGGCACAGCCAUCAAGACUGCAUUUACCGGUGAAGAAGCUGUGUUCUAUAUGCAAGCGCAGGAGGAAGGGCUGAUUGAGCAAGGAGUGUUUGAGUGUGUCGCGCAGGGCGUUAGAUACAAUGCAGACGUUGAGCUGAAAGACCUGGGAGGUGGGGCGUACAGUGGUUCCUACACUCCUCCUGUUGCGGGAGCUUAUCUUCUCAUUGUCAAGUGCAUGAACAAAAAUAUACCUAACAGUCCAUUCAAAGUCACAGUCGUUGACCGACCUGAUCCAUCAAAGUGUAUAGUUGAAGGAGCCAUUCUCACGACUGGUGCAGCGGUGAUUGCAAACAAACCCGUCAACUUCCGCGUUCACACGAAAAAUGCAGGACAUAGUAAACUGAGCGUGACGGUUGUAAGUGAAACUGGUACCUCAGUGAAAGUCUUCAAGGCUGAAGACGGCGGCGAGACGUAUAGUUAUCGAUUCGAACCCGAUCAUCCAGGACGGUACACAGUGAACGUCCGUUGGGGAGAUCAGGAUGUUCCAGGUUCUCCAUUCAAAAUGAAGAUCUGGCCACCACCUGACGCAAGUAAGGUACGAGUUUCGGGGCCAGGGCUGGCUUCUUGCAAUGUUGGCGAUCUCGGAGAGUUUUUUAUCGAUACAAACAACGCAGGACUAGGCACUCUCCUUGUGCGAGUUCAUGGUAUUAAGGACGCGUUCAAAAUACAACUGGAAACGCCGGACAAGAAGAACUUGAGGUCAGUACGAGCCUGGUAUUCGCCGACGCAACCAGGACACUACGUGACUGUUAUAAAAUGGGAAGGCGUCGAAAUUCCAGGCAGUCCGUUUGAAGUCAGGAUUGUGGAUGUCAGUACAUGGGGUACAAGGCAAGAGCCGGAGAUUCUGUCUGUUUUGUCGGAUUCAACAGUCAAUGAAGACAGCCAAAUGGACGUCGUCUUGUCAUCAAGUGACAGACGCAGAGUGACUCCUCAGCAUUUCCGGCCUCCCAGGGAAGCUCGAGCACCUCAGGCCAGACCAAGAGAAGAACGAUCAGGAAGAACGGGAAGAUUUAGUAUUGACGUGACGGCAAUGCAAAACAGCGGAGCCAAGAUGAAGAUGACGAGGAAAACAAGUGAACCAGGGGUACGAAUGGUUAGCGGGGAUUCCUUCAACGGAGAACACCCAACGCCCUACGUAACGUCUAGAGCAUUAACACUAGAUGAUAUCGAACCGGCUACUUCAAUGGGUAGCAAUCAAGUAAAAAAGACGAAGCCACGCAAGAAGGAAAAGAAAAUGAAAGAUAAGACGAGACGCAACGCUUCAGAGCCAUUGGACGUCAGUGAGUUGAGAGGAUACGGCAUGCAGCCACCUCAGUGGACUGUAGCUAGGCCAGGAGCUGAGUUCCAAGGAGCUCCAUUCAGCCGGCAGCUGUACACACCAGGGUUAGUAAGUCCCACAGGAUAUCAAAUGGAAAAUGACGGCAACAAAAAGAAGAAGGGAAGAAAGAAGACCAAAGUAUGACUGAUUCAACAUGGAUAUGUGAUUGGUGUGAAACUUACUACUUAGACGACAGGUGACACUGCAAUAGUAUAGUCACUUGAUAUUCAAUAAUUAUCACUAUGACGACGUUUCACAAGUAUCCUAGCAGUGA